AUGGAAGGUGAGACUGAGAAUGACUUACGAUUAGCUGCUCUAUGUAAAAGCUUAGGCGAUCUUUGGGCUGCUAGUGACGUUGUUGAGGUCUCGACAGAAAUUCCGCUUAUCAAAAGAAAGGAAUGUAACCUUACUUUGUUUGGCAAGUUAUUUUCCAGACCUAAUGUUAACUUUCCAGCCUUUGCCACCACAAUGAAGAAGGCAUGGAAGGCAGAAACAGCAGUUUGCCAACAAAAAGAGCUAGGCUUAUUCUCUUUUACCUUUCAAUCUGAGGAAGAGAAAGAAAGAAUUCUUAACACAGGUCCAUGGUCCUUUGCAAGUAACCUUCUAGUCCUAAAACAAUGCAAACCAGAGAUCCCAGAGCAUUGUUAUGAUUAUUCUUACUGUGAUUUCUGGAUUCAAAUGGGAGGAAUACCUCUCAGAUGGUUUAGAGAGGAUGUGGUUGCUGAAUUGGCUGAGAGAGUGGGUCGGGUGGUGGAAAUACAGAAGGAGGCAAAAGGCAAUGGCCCAAACAAAGCAGGAAAGGUGAAGGUAGAAUUGGACUUGAAUUCACCUUUGAAAUCAGGGGCCAUAUUGGAUAUAGGGGCCAAGAAGUUAUGGGUGGAUUUUAAGUAUGAACGACUACCUCAUUACUGUUACUCAUGUGGGAGAAUCGGGCAUUAUGCCACAAAUUGUGAGGAAGUUCCCUAUGAACAGACUAAAUGGGCAGAGAAUAAGGUAGGAAAGUACGAACCUUGGCUAAAGGAAAAAGUACGUGAUCACAGUCCUUACUGGGAAGCUUUCUAUGGCAAAAUAGCAAAAAAUUCUGAAUCUGAAGAAGUCAUUCCUGAGACACCUGUAACAAAAACGGAAAGGGAACCAAAUGUGAGAAUCAACCCAGAGCAACGGGUAAUCACACCUCGCAACAAGAAAAGGGCAGAUUGUCACUCAUCUAAUUAUCUGAUUGAAGAAUGGCAGACUGUGGACCAAGGCAAAAAAGAUAAAGGGAAGCAGAUUAUGAGUAUUGACCCUCCUAAAGCACACUUUCAGAUGGAGGAAAGUAUAAGUAAAAAAACCUUGAAGACCCACAAAACCAAAAAAUAG
Messenger RNA from Eucalyptus grandis, 1083 nucleotides. RefSeq lists its product as uncharacterized. The record is from RefSeq and is a predicted model, not a curated record. The transcript has a single exon. NCBI's taxonomy places the organism in Eukaryota, Viridiplantae, Streptophyta, Magnoliopsida, Myrtales, Myrtaceae. Bases 1 to 1083 code for a protein of 360 amino acids. Gene Ontology annotation, molecular function: zinc ion binding; nucleic acid binding.